GCAUGGCGACUUCUUGGUAAAAUACUGUUAGCCCAAUACCCCUGGGACUGACCAUCUUGUUGAGGAUGGCUCCCCUCGUUGCCCAUCCUGAGGGCUCAUCAGCUUCUUACCACUUUGACUCCCUCAGUCGAAUUUAGACUUUGCAACAGUCAACAUCUCCACCACAUUUUCGCAAACUGGUCUUCAAGUGUCCAAUUGUUGUGUAUCUUCAUUUCUAGUCAAUUAGUCAUCGCCAAUAUUGUGCAGCUGAAAUUAAAAAGAUGGGUCAGAUUUGCGGUGCCCAUAGCAACAGCCCGGAUUACAGCAUCACCAACGUGGCUAACGGUUACCACAAAACCAUUUGGGUGAAGGUCGUCGCGGAACGAAAGUACGUGACGCUGAGAGACUCGUCCAUCGAGAACACAGCCGGGCUCGGCUUCACGCCCAUCUUUCCCGGAGAUUUCGACACUUUCCGACUGCCGGCCAAUCAAGAUCCUGACGAUCCUGUUUACAUCACCAUUCUCACCAGCGACAACGCCAUUUUGUACAACAGUGUGCCGCAAAAUGAAAAUCAAUCGCUCAUCGUCGACAAGAACGGUUGGCUCAAAUACGCACUGAGCGGAUUCAUUUGGAGGGAUACGAACAAUCAGGAUCACGACAUCAACUCCACUUCGUCGACUUGUCCCAUUCAGUGAAAA
Daphnia pulicaria is the source of this 677-nucleotide messenger RNA. RefSeq lists its product as uncharacterized. The coding region runs from base 261 to 674 and encodes 137 amino acids. Lineage: Eukaryota; Metazoa; Arthropoda; Branchiopoda; Diplostraca; Daphniidae. The transcript has 2 exons. The record is from RefSeq and is a predicted model, not a curated record.